Acinonyx jubatus (cheetah) is the source of this 741-nucleotide messenger RNA. Its product is annotated as multiple coagulation factor deficiency protein 2 homolog. NCBI's taxonomy places the organism in Eukaryota, Metazoa, Chordata, Mammalia, Carnivora, Felidae. The transcript has a single exon. The record is from RefSeq and is a predicted model, not a curated record. The coding region runs from base 90 to 527 and encodes 145 amino acids.
AAUAAAACCAUCCUUUUAGCACUGAAGACAUCUAAAGAAUUCUUUCUUGACUGUUCACUCCCAAACCUCAACAUUUCACAUCAGUGACAAUGAGAUCUCUGUGGCUGCUCAGAACCCCCUUCAUAUGUGGCCUGCUCUGGGCUUUUUGUGCUCUGGGUACCAGGGCUGAGGAGCCAGGGGCAAACUUCUCCCAUCCCAACAGCAUGGGCCUGGAUAAGAACACAGUGCAUGACCAAGAGCAUAUCAUGGAGUAUCUAGAAGGUUUCAUCAACAAACCAGAGGUAGAGAUGUUCCCACAGGCACUGCAGCUCCAUUAUUUCAAACUGCAUGAUUAUGACAGCAAUAUUUUGCUUGACAGCCUAGAACUUUCCACAGUCAUUGAGGGCAUCCAUAAGGAGGAAAAGGAACAGGCACCACCAAUGAGUGAAGCUGAACUGAUUAACUUAAUAGAUGGUGUUUUGAGAGAGGAUGACAAGAACAAUGAUGAAUGUACUGACUGUGCUGAAUUUGCCAAAUCACUGAAAUAGACCUUGCUUGGCCAUCUAGUUAUAUGCAAAUGUGACCCAUUAUAAUGCGGCUGAACACUUUUGGUCAUGCGAAAUAACACAUUUCCAACUACUGCUAACUGCAUUUUGGUAAAAACCUGUAGCAGUUUGCUACGCUGGGUUAAGAAACAGAAAUCAAGAGAAACAGAAGAGAAAUGGGACAUAUUAUACUCCCCAAGUACUGUUAAAUCUCUUA